AUGGCUGGUUUCCUACGCAAGAAAUCCAAAGUUGAAUCUUCAGUCAAGCCUAAAUCACCCUCUGCUCGGCCUAUCGAAUCGACCACCAGCAGUCCACCGUCGACACCGUUGUUCGCGAGAUACGCGAUAGGCCAGGCCAAUGAGGGUGACCCUCACUCCGAUCCAAAGAAACUCGUGGUUUCUUCUCCGAUGACUCUUUCGUCGUGGAGAGAAUCCGUUUCGACAACUAAACACAACGGUUCUGCUGACCAGCCUAUGCAAUAUGCGGCUAUUGGACGAGACGGUAACGGGACGACACGAGUUUCGAAUUCUCAUGGGCCAGAGAAGAUUACGCGAAUAUCGCGAUCCGUAUCUGCGCAGUCGCCGGGAAGUGCUCACAACAACUCAUCUCCGACGCAGACAUUCUCACCUCGGACUUCGAACAUAGAAAAACCUCUUCCUCAAAUUCUUCCGGCUGGAUUGGCUUCACAACAUUCUCCCCUCAAUCGCCUCGACAAUGCCUCACCAUCUACCGCUAGCCCGGUCGCGACCUCACCCCGAAAAAUGCUAGGUUUGGCCAAUCUUCAGCAGACGAAACCCCAAUACAGUAACGCAGGAACACUCAACUCGCCUGUUACCCCACAUAAUUCCGAAAAUGCCGGUCACAUUCCUCGCAAAUCAUCGGCGAAGGAUUUACGGCACAAACACUCCGAUAGGCUUCCAUCACAUAACAUUAACAAUGAUUUUGACGACCAUAAUGGUGCUUCGUUGGCCCCUUUAUCACCACCGUCAGCGUCUGGGCAGCUUCCUCAGGAUCAAUCGACUUCAAACGAUAUUACUUCCCCGGACGACUUUAACGUAUGGCUACAUUCGCAGUCUUUCAUGGACGCACAGACAUUACCAGACUCACAAGGAAUAUCCUCACCCUCAUUCCCUGGGAAACCAUUACCGCGGACUGCCGCAGGUGGUGAAUCUGUCAAUUCUUCCCAGCCUGCUUCUUUUCUUCCAAUGCGUGGCAAACCACUCAUAUUCUCCGCCAUGGCACCUGUGAAUGCAGAGCCCCCUUCUCCUCCGAUGAAGCCAAUAAUAAAUACCUUUGGCCCUAAUCACCUUGAUGCCUCUACAUCGUACCCAUCCCCUCCCUCUGAAUAUAAUGCGUCAAUCCAAACUCACCGAAGUCCUCAACAAUCUCACGCUCAGUCGUCUUUUCCGCAAAACCUUCACAAAGGGCACGAAAAUGAUUUUCCCCGCAGACAAUCGUUACUUUCUUCUCGUAGUCGCCCACCAGCUACUUUUAAUCCAUUAGAAAACCCUCCACAACGGACAAUGCACAAAACCCAAUCACAGGUAUCCUCGCAAAGCCCUCGCAAAACCAGCUUGACAGGUCGCCCACCUGAAGCGCCAUCUCCUCGCACGUUAACGAAACCCAGACCGACAACACCGACGAAACGUCCCACCACUCCAAAACACCGUCCACUUACCCCGGUUUCUCCUGAUGGAGCAAAACGGAAAGCGGAGGCUAGUCCAGACAGGAAUAACAAGGGAAUGUUCUCAGAUCCUCUCAUUGACGAUGAUCCGUUUGCGAAAACACAGGGAGUGAAAAUGCUGGAACCUUCGUUAACUCCGCGACUCGAUGAUGCCGUAGUGCCGGAAUCAAUUUUACAAUCCAUGUCACCGUCUAUGCCUUCAAAUUCUUCCCGAGAUGCCCUUAUUCAACAUAACGAUUCGAUCUCCUUCAAGGAUGCGUCGCAACUCACCCGACCAUCUACGGGCCAAAGCUCAACUGGCAAAGCGCAGGAAAACAAGGAUGGUACUGAGGAAGAAGCGGUAAACAACGAGACGACUCGUACCAUGACCCCUCCACCAUCUUCAGGCAUACUUCACGAUGGCACUCCUCCCUCUCCAGCUUCUGCGGAAAGAUAUCGAAGCGCUCGAACAAAGAGGCGCGGGGAUCAUCUCCCCCGGGAAGUGCCAAUUGAAGUGAAAAAUCUACCCGUAAGAGAAGAUCGACCUGCAGAACCGUUUCCCUUGCCAUUGUUUCUCACAGAUCCCGCCUUGUUGUCGUCACUACUGUCCUAUCUUUGUUUCUAUGAAUGGUGCACGCUGCUGUCCCUUUCUAAAGGUAUUCGUUCAACACUCCUGGAGACUCCGCAGUUGAAGGAGACAGUAUUGGAACGGUAUCUCGAUACCGUGGGGUAUUCUCGCUGGGUAUGGCCUGACGCGGAGCCUCUUACGCUGAGUAUUGGGGACCUUCAUAAUUACAUGAGGGGUGUAUCCCUGCCGACACAUGAAUAUGCUCGAGUAUCCGAACUAGUGCUAAAAUUCAGGUCUGGGCAGUCUCCGCAAACGGAUGAAACUGUGUUGGAGAAUGAGCAGGAUUUGGUUCAAUGCACUAGAGCUUACAACCGUGUUCUUUUACGUUUGAGGGCCCAGGCCGAAAAGGAAUUAAGCAGUCCUUCUCAAAUGUCGCCCUCCAGCUUCAGAGAUUCCGUUAGGUCACCGAAGAUGUAUGCUGCUUCCCAGCCUUCUAGUCGAGCGCCCUCCCCGACCAGGUCCUCCCUUUCCCAUUCACAUGGAAAUACUCCUAAUCCGCCUCCUCUUACAACUGUCAGUGUGCCCAGUUCAGCAGGUCGCUCACCUCUAUUUAAACUGAGGCGAGCCCCUUUACUUCGGGUUUUCGUUACAUCUCCCGAAGGAGAUUGGCUCUCGGAUAACAGCGUUCUAGAGUGCGAAGCUGAAUUAGAUCGUGCCGGUAUCCGCGACUUGAUUCGUUUUGGGGACGUCGUUUGGGAUAUCGCCGUAGGAGAUGAGGGUAACGUUGGCCGUAUGAUUUGGGAUGGAAGAUAUCUGCUUGACCUGGAUUAUACUUACUCCGCUGUAGGAGACCUUCCAAAGUACCUUCCGGCUCUUGCGUUCCCCCCUUCGUAUUUUCACCGAGUUAUUCGUACUGGCCCUUCAACCAGUAACCCUGUUGUGAGGAUGGACCUGUCCCCUUGGGGUACGGAAAUUGCUGCGAACUUGCAAUUGCUUCAGGAUAGAGUACGGACUGAAACACCGCAAGGAGCUUACCAUAAUGUUGUCCGGUGGGUUCACCGGUCAUCCUUCGUGAUCCGGCCUCCCGUUGGCGGUGGAGCAUCUCAUUCUCAUGGCAAGCGAAGUGCCUCCCGUUCCCGUCCCACUCGUAUACCCAUUCCAGAUACAAAACACCUAUUUGUUGAUCCGGGGUGGUAUGGGACUAUCGUAGUGGAAACAGAAGGUACAAACGAAUCCCUUGCUGACCUUCAACACCGGUGUGGGCCCGGCGCGUUUCCACCUAGAGCUGCUGGAACUGCAAGUUCUAGUACGGCAAGUGGGAAGGAAAGAGAGAAGGAUGCUAAGAUGGUGUAUAGAAUUUUGCGCGAACGGAGCCGGCCUGGAGAAAUAUGGGUUCGAGCUGCGAGUGCGAAAGAACGGUUGAUGUAA
Messenger RNA from Marasmius oreades (fairy-ring Marasmius), 3441 nucleotides. RefSeq lists its product as uncharacterized. The transcript is spliced from 7 exons. Lineage: Eukaryota; Fungi; Basidiomycota; Agaricomycetes; Agaricales; Marasmiaceae. The coding region runs from base 1 to 3441 and encodes 1146 amino acids. The record is from RefSeq and is a predicted model, not a curated record.